AUGAGAUUAGACUUCAUAACCCGUAUAUCAACAUAUCAAGUAGCAGGCAUUCUUAAAGUUCAAAUGUCAUCGAACUCAUCCGAUGCGAUAUUGAUUGCAAAUCUAAUUUCGAUCUCAACUGAAAUGAAUCGUUAUUUCUCGAUUCUAAUUUUUCUAUUCGGUACCGUUGGUAAUAUUUUAAAUUGUCUUGCAUUAUCUCAACGAACUCUCCGUUCAAAUCCAUGUGCGUCGUUCUUUCUGGCGUCAUCGUUUAGUAAUUUAAUAACUUUAAUUUCCGGUGUUGCUGUUCGUCUGUUAGCAGGUUGGAACGCUGAUUUAACCGGCACGAAUAACUGGAUCUGUAAAAUUCGUAUUUUCGUUUUGUUUACUUCACGAACUGCUGCUUCAUGGUUGAUUACAUUCGCAACAAUCGAUCGAUGGCUUUCAUCAUCGGUUGAUGUUCAUUAUCGACAAUUGAGUACAUUGAAAAAUGCCCGACGUGGGAUGAUUUUUGUUGUACUUCUCUCCAUUAGUACGUACGCACAAUUAUUGUAUUGUUAUCAAGCAAAUCUAGUCAAUGCGCCGUUAAAAUGUUAUUCGAAAACAAUGAUAUGUCGUCUAUUGUACGACUUUGAAUUUAUUGUGAUAACUGUGUUUCUUCCAACAUUGUUAAUGACUGUGUUUGGAUUGAUGACAGUUUUCAAUAUUCAACAAUCUAAACGACGUCGAAUUCAACCAUAUUCAACAAUGGUAAGAAUGAAUUAUUUAGCCAGUACGAGAGAAGAAGUUCAACGAUGGGGGAAAAAAGAUCGUUCUCUUCUAUUAAUGCUUUUUAUUCAAAUCAUUUUAUUGACGAUAUUUUCACUUCCACAAGCAAUUCAAAGUCUUUAUGCAAAUAUAGUUCGUGAACAAACUCAAUCGGCGAUUGCGAAUGCCAUCAAUAAUUUUGUUUUAAACAUAUUCUUUCUCUUGACAUACGUUACGAAUGGAAUGCCAUUUUAUAUUUAUACACUCACUGGUGGUUCACUUUUUCGCAAAGCAUUGUUUACUUCACUACGAGAGCUCUGUCCAAAGUUCACUUGA
Messenger RNA from Adineta ricciae, 1062 nucleotides. The record is from the annotation of a GenBank genome assembly. Lineage: Eukaryota; Metazoa; Rotifera; Eurotatoria; Adinetida; Adinetidae.